GACACACUCUCUCUCUCCCUCCCUCACACUCUGCCUGCCUUCAGCAGCAUCUGACGGCUGCAUCCUCUUCUCUCUGAAGCACCGCGGCUCCUCCAUCCUCCUUCUCUGCGUCGUCUGCUCCUGACACUCUGACCGCUGCAGGACUCCUUUGUGUCUCUACGGGGGCCCUUGUUGUCAUUUCUCCCCUUUUUUUAGGGAGAAAGAGAAUUACAUGGACAUGAUGGGGAACAAAGAGCGACGAGGCAUGAAUUUCAAAGGCUUGCUGAGGAGGAACUGGCUUCUGAUUGCCACGAUUAUCUCUGUGCUGCUCGGGAUCAGUUUGGGCGUCGUGGUCAGAGAGUAUGCGUCACUCUCAAACCUCCACAAACAGUACUUUGGUUUCCCAGGAGAGAUCCUGAUGAGGAUGCUGAAGCUCGUCAUCCUCCCGCUCAUCAUUUCCAGCAUGAUAACAGGUGUUGCAGCUCUGGACUCCGAGGUGUCAGGAAAAAUUGGCCUGCGCGCUGUAAUUUAUUACUUCUCAACAACCAUCAUAGCCGUUAUUCUUGGUAUUAUUUUGGUGAUGACCAUCAAACCAGGCGUCUCUCAGACGGCCGAUCACAUCGACAGAGCGGGGACGACGCCCAACGUCACAACCGUCGACACACUCCUGGACCUCGUCAGAAACAUGUUUCCAGAAAAUCUGGUGCAGGCUUGUUUCCAGCAGUACAAGACCAAGCGCAAAGAGCUGGAGCCUCCAAGAGCUUCGUCCAACAUCAACGCUACAACCACCUCCAUUCCCCCGCUCACGACCACCCUCGUCUCAGUCGUAGAGAAUAUAACCAAGGAAUAUAAAAUCGUCGGGUCGUAUUCGGAUGGAAUCAACGUGUUGGGGCUUAUCGUGUUCUGUGUUGCUUUUGGCCUCGUCAUCGGAAAAAUGGGUGAAAAAGGACGGAUCCUCCUGGAGUUCUUCGAUGCCCUGAAUGAAGCAACCAUGAAGUUGGUCCAGAUCAUCAUGUGCUACAUGCCGGUGGGGAUCUUGUUCCUAAUUGCUGCAAAGAUCAUCGAGGUGGAGGACUGGGAGAUCUUCAGGAAGAUGGGUCUUUAUAUGGUGACGGUGCUGAGUGGUCUUGCUAUACACUCCACAAUCUGUCUGCCGCUCAUCUACUUCAUCAUCGUAAGGAAGAACCCGUUCACCUUCACGCUGGGGAUGGCUCAGGCUCUGGUGACGGCGCUCAUGAUCUCCUCCAGGUCAGCAGUAACAAUACUCUUAACAUCGACGUUAUCAAUAACUCAAUUUUGUGUGCAAACCUAUAAGGGCCUAAAACCGAUCCCUGUGUUGUCCCCCAGCUCUGCCACCCUGCCCGUCACCUUCAGAUGUGCCGAGGAGAACAACCGCAUCGACAAGAGGAUCACCCGUUUCGUCCUCCCAGUGGGUGCUACCAUCAACAUGGACGGCACAGCGCUCUACGAGGCGGUGGCCGCAAUCUUUAUCGCCCAGCUGAACGACUACGCUCUAGAUGUGGGGCAGAUCGUCACCAUCAGUAUAACAGCAACAGUUGCCAGUAUCGGAGCAGCAGGAGUCCCCAACGCUGGGCUUGUUACCAUGGUGAUAGUCUUAACAGCUGUUGGAUUACCUGCAAGUGAUGUCACUCUGAUCGUCGCUGUGGAUUGGCUGCUGGACCGCUUCCGUACCAUGAUCAACGUUCUUGGCGACGCUUACGGAGCCGGAAUUGUCCAGAAACUGUCAAAGAGGGAACUGGAGCGGAUGGAUCUGACAUCAGACGUGGACGUCGCCAACCCCUUCGCUCUGGAAGCCACUUUGGACGACGAGGAGUGCGAGAAGAAAUCCUACGUAAACGGCGGCUUCACCGUCGACAAGACAGAUGCGAUCUCGUUCACUGAAACCUCCCAGUUUUAGCCUCCGACCGGCUCAGAGGAGCAGAGAAAGUGCCACGCUGCUACGGAUGUAAAACCCCCCUUCCUUCAUGUAUCAGCACCAUGACGUGAGAGGGAAAAAAAACAUCCAAAUCCAGCUCCCAUCCAAGCUCAGACAUCAGCAAUAGCAGCCUCCAUUAAGCUAACCCAAGAUGAUCACGCUUCAUGUCGGACAUUUACAACCACGACUAGAUUAAAGUGCUUCCUUCUUACUCUCAACAUGUGCCAAGAUGAAGAAAAGUCUGUUUUCUUUUAUGUGAGGCUGUGCUUUUCUUGCAAAGACGCACUCAUAAGAAGAGCUGUUUGUGUGUGAGUGCAUGAGGACGUUUAUGUAGCGUGUAUGAGGUGUGUGCGUGUGUGUGUGAGUGUGUGUGUGUGAAGAAAUAUCUAUUAAACUCAAACUGUAAUCCUGAUGUGAAAUGUCAGUUUAGUACUUAUUUACUCCUUUAUUAUUCUCUCAAAUGAUCUUCUCUGUGUGGCUGUGUCGAAUGUCUAUGUCCCAUAAUGCACUGCUUGUAUAUCUAUCUGUGUGUCUAAACUGUGCCAAACAUAUAAAGAACGUUUUUACGAAGAUGCAUGAAGCAAUAUGUUAAAGAAAUGCUCGCCGCUGGCUGCAGAACGCAGGUUUUUUUAACGGAGACUUCACUGAGACUGGGAAACGGUUAACGAGGCUUCUGAAGUCAUUGAACACUGUGAACUCUGAGGACAUUUUUCAGAACCGAAUCACCGACAUUCAUUGGUUUGAUUUUGACGUUUAUGAUUAUUAACAGUGUGUGUGUUUAGGCGGGGUGGGGGGGAGGGGAGAUGACCUCCUCGAACAACUGUGUUUCAAUCAUAACUUAAUAGAUAUAAAAAUGUAAUUACUGGAAAGACUGAGUUUUAUCAUUUAUUUUUCUUCUCGUUUGGCUUCUGUUUUUUCACUGUGUUGUCGGCUUAAGGGCUCAACUAUGGUGUAGACGCUUUGUGCCGGUGAGGUUGGUCCAUGGUCGGGCUGAAAUAAAACAUCAAUAAU
Labrus mixtus (cuckoo wrasse) is the source of this 2926-nucleotide messenger RNA. It is a transcript of the gene slc1a1, whose product is annotated as solute carrier family 1 member 1. The record is from RefSeq and is a predicted model, not a curated record. Gene Ontology annotation, molecular function: L-glutamate transmembrane transporter activity; glutamate:sodium symporter activity; L-cysteine transmembrane transporter activity. The transcript is spliced from 11 exons. Gene Ontology annotation, cellular component: plasma membrane. Gene Ontology annotation, biological process: L-glutamate transmembrane transport. NCBI's taxonomy places the organism in Eukaryota, Metazoa, Chordata, Actinopteri, Labriformes, Labridae. The coding region runs from base 212 to 1897 and encodes 561 amino acids.